Plectropomus leopardus (leopard coralgrouper) is the source of this 568-nucleotide messenger RNA. The record is from RefSeq and is a predicted model, not a curated record. Lineage: Eukaryota; Metazoa; Chordata; Actinopteri; Perciformes; Serranidae.
GAUUAAAAUCAUUAUGCCCCGCCCCCUGCAGGUCCAGGAGCGCGUGCAGAAGGAGCUGGACGAACACGUGGGCGAGCGAGCCGUUUGCGUGUCGGACCGCGGCCGGCUGCCGUACCUGGACUGUGUCAUCAACGAGGGCAUGAGGAUCCGCCCGGUCAGCCCCGUGCUGAUCCCGCACACCGCCAUGACGGACAGCAGUAUUGGCGGUCACUCUGUCCGCCGUGGGACUCGUGUUUUGGUCAACAUGUGGUCGAUUCACCACGACCCCGAACACUGGGACAAACCCGACCUGUUCAACCCAGAUCGUUUCCUUGACGACCGGGGCCAGCGGGUCACGCCCUCCUGCUUCCUGCCGUUCGGGGCGGGGCCUCGGGUCUGCGUUGGCGAGUCGUUGGCGCGGCUGGAGCUCUUCCUCUUCCUGUCGUCUCUGCUGCAGCGAAUGAGCUUCAAGCUGCCUGACGGGGCUCCCCCGCCCAACCUGCAGGGGCGACUGGGCGUGGUCCUGCAGCCGCUGCCUUAUAAGGUCGUGGUCACUCCGAGGGCGGGCUGGGAGGGCGGGGCAAUGUGA